AUGGAUGAGAAUUCGUCCAUUGUCUGCGGGAAUGACGCGAAAUUCCAGUCCACCGCCGUUGAUGGUGUCAUUCCAGGCACCGCAUUGCGUGAUGAUGACGAGCAGGGCAGCGCGGCAGGCGCUGAACUCGGUGUAGGAGGCGCGGGCGAGGCCGAUGGUGUUCCGGAGGAGCUUGCACGUGUCAAUGACGGUAAGCGAGGCCUCGACACAGUCGGCGACAAGGAUGGACUUGGAGUCGAGCUUGCGGGUGCUGCUGCUGAAGCUGCCGCGAUGAGGCAGAUCAUUGGGUGA
This is a messenger RNA of Clonostachys byssicola, 291 nucleotides long. The record is from the annotation of a GenBank genome assembly. NCBI's taxonomy places the organism in Eukaryota, Fungi, Ascomycota, Sordariomycetes, Hypocreales, Bionectriaceae.